Molecule: messenger RNA, 900 nt
Organism: Microthlaspi erraticum
Lineage: Eukaryota; Viridiplantae; Streptophyta; Magnoliopsida; Brassicales; Brassicaceae
Source: the annotation of a GenBank genome assembly
AUGGGAAGCAAACGCCGGAGAUCGGUAACAGCCGUGAUUCUCAUCUUCUGCGCCAUCUCUUGCUUGAAAUCUGUCUCAUCUGGUCAGGUUGGAACAAAUUCCGAUCAUAUUCCUCCGUUGUUGUGUAUCCACGAUCAAUACAUUAUGCAGUCUUAUUCCACUAGACACACUUGCUUAAACGACUCUGAGUUUCGAAACUAUCUGCUUAGUCAACAAUGUUCCCAUAAAGAUCCAAACAUUGUUCCUCCUGUAUCAUCAUUGCUACAAGGCACAAGAAACAUAACUGGUCAAGGCUCACAUCGUAAUCUUCUCACAUCCAUCAAUCUUCUUCGUCUUCCUCACUCACAACAAUCUCAUCUUAACGAGCUCGUGAUUGUUGAACGCUUGCCUUUGGGAGUUUUCGCUGAUCCUUUUGAGCUUCAGAGUCUCCAGCAACGAAGAGCUUUCAAAGACGUGUCUGUGUUUGGAGACACGAAUCUUGAGCUGCCUUCGUUCAGAUCAAACAGGUCUGUCGUUGAGAUUCAUGUAGAAAUCAGUUCUAGAGAUUAUGAGAAUGGUGAAAUCAGCUUGAACCUUCCUUUGCAUGCUCGGUAUCAGUCUCUGGAAGAGAGUGGAUACUCUAGAGUGGUGUUUGGAGAGCCAGACUUGUUCCUAUGCUCGAGCUACGUACCAAACCAGGAGCAAGAACAGAGAACGUGUUUGGUUUUGUCGAUAGGCGGAUUCAAGACUGAAGAAGAAAGCAGAUCUCUUGUCUGGGAAAUCCCUGCCGGAAUCAGAGAUCAUACCGAGUAUGUUUCUGCUUUUACAUUCGCAGCAGCAGUUUUAUCAGCAAUUUCGAUCCUCUUAGCAUCGGUUUUUAGCUCAAAGGUUGAAUCUUGCAAGAACUCAAAGCAGUCAUGA